Molecule: messenger RNA, 450 nt
Organism: Suillus paluster
Lineage: Eukaryota; Fungi; Basidiomycota; Agaricomycetes; Boletales; Suillaceae
Exons: 2
Coding region: 1-450 (149 amino acids)
Source: RefSeq, a predicted model, not a curated record
AUGGCCACACUCAUGAUUGGAAAUGUCAGCUUAACUGGCAUCCAAUGUAUAUUCCAGGAACUGGACACAGCAAAGGAGAGGGAUGUGAGCAUAUAUUUUUGGCAUCAAAUGCACUUGCUUGUGGCACCUGACAUGCAAGCAUGUUCCACUGGCAUCAAAAAAUCAAGCAACACUUUUCAUUUUGGAAUAAAGAUAAAUAUGCCACUCUCAGUAAGAUUUUUCUUCCACCACUGUAACUUUCUGUGGAACCAUUAUCAAGAAGCCCUAAAAUCAAUUCAGACCCUCGCUGUUGAGCUAUCUGCCAUCAAAGCUGAGCUGGAUAUCACUGAUGAUGACUUCCCUCGUUACCUUCACCAAGAACAUGUUUAUCUUGAUAGCUUGAAGCAGCCACCUGUGAGAGAUCAGACUCAUAUAUGCUAUGUUGAGGCACUUGAUGAACUAACAGAAUGA